GUCUAUAGGAGCCUCCAUCGAUGUCCCGGGCUGGGAGGGGGUCUGGGGGGGGCCUAUAGGGGCCUAUAGGGGCGGCCAUGGCCUCGGUGCCCGUGUACUGCCUGUGCCGCCUGCCCUACGAUGUCACCCGCUUCAUGAUCGAGUGCGACGGCUGCCAGGACUGGUUCCAUGGCAGCUGCGUGGGGGUGGAGGAGGAGGCGGCGGCCGAGAUCGACCUCUACCACUGCCCCCAGUGCGCCGUCCUGCGGGGGCCCUCCGUCAUGAAGCGUCGCCGGGCCCCCCCGAAACCGGCGCCGGGGGACGCAGACGCGGGCCGCCCCGUGCGCACCGGCAGCGCCCAGUUCGU
Messenger RNA from Oxyura jamaicensis (ruddy duck), 346 nucleotides. RefSeq names its product histone lysine demethylase PHF8-like. The record is from RefSeq and is a predicted model, not a curated record. Lineage: Eukaryota; Metazoa; Chordata; Aves; Anseriformes; Anatidae. The transcript has 3 exons. The annotation marks the transcript as partial. Gene Ontology annotation, cellular component: Set1C/COMPASS complex.